UACCCAUAAGGUUUCUUUAUUUAUUGCCCUUUCUCGUUCCCACUCAUCUUCUCAUCCAACAAACCCUAAAACUCUUCUCUCUUUCUCACUCAUAUAACCAUGCAGAUCAACUCAAACUCCUUCAACUACAUAUACUCUAGUGAGAGUGCCUGUUUGGAGGCCGAUGAUCAAGAAGAUGAAGAUUCUAUUAUCCUUUCUCUUGGCCCUCCAGGUCAAGAUCACCUCUCCAAACGCCCCAUCUAUCAACCCUCCUCCUCAAAUCAACUUGGCAACAAAAACCAAAACCCCAAUGCUAAAAAUGGUGUAACAGUGGCUCUCCAUAUCGGUCCACCACCAAACACUGACGAUCAAGCCGGCCCGAGCAACACUAAUGAUAAUGGUCAUCUAGUUGAAGGACACUACUGGAUUCCUUCACCCGCACAAAUCCUUGUUGGCCCAACACAGUUCUCUUGCACUGUCUGCAGCAAAACCUUCAAUAGAUACAAUAAUAUGCAGAUGCAUAUGUGGGGUCAUGGUUCACAGUACAGGAAGGGCCCGGAGUCUUUAAGAGGGACAAAAGCAGCUUCUUCCAUGCUCAGACUGCCUUGUUAUUGCUGUGCUGAGGGUUGCAAGAACAACAUAGAGCACCCAAGAUCAAGGCCAUUGAAGGAUUUUCGGACUCUACAGACACAUUACAAGCGAAAGCAUGGAACAAAGCCUUUUGGGUGCCGAAAAUGCGGUAAGCCUUUUGCUGUCAGAGGUGAUUGGAGAACCCAUGAGAAAAAUUGUGGAAAGCUUUGGUUUUGUAUUUGCGGGUCUGAUUUUAAGCACAAGAGGUCCCUUAAAGAUCAUGUUCGUGCCUUCGGAGAUGGACAUGCACCUCACACUAUUGAGUCGUGUGAAGUUGGAGAGGAAGACAACAUGGAUGAAGAUGAUGAUGAUGAUGAUGAAGAAGAUGAAAAUGGUGGUUAUAAUAAUAUCAUUAGUCAUGGUUUGUUCUAAUUAUGAAUGUAGAGUUUACGUUAUGUUAAGUAAUUAAGAAUAAUUAAAUUAAAGAGUUUUUUGUGUGUUUAUGUGGUGAGAGAGAGAUGGAGAGAGAGGAUGAAGACAAAGGAUACAGUGAAAGCCAAGGCUGUAAGCAUUUAAUGUUUAAAGUGCCAGUUAGAUUAUCUAAUCAAAUUACCUUUUUGUUAUACCUUUUAUUGUAGUAUAUGUACACGCAUAAAAAGGCACAUACAUAUUUACAAAUUCACACAGAUAAGAGAGAGAGAUU
This is a messenger RNA of Pistacia vera, 1252 nucleotides long. Its product is annotated as zinc finger protein WIP6-like. Gene Ontology annotation, molecular function: DNA-binding transcription factor activity. The coding region runs from base 100 to 981 and encodes 293 amino acids. The record is from RefSeq and is a predicted model, not a curated record. The transcript is spliced from 2 exons. Gene Ontology annotation, biological process: regulation of gene expression; anatomical structure development. Gene Ontology annotation, cellular component: nucleus. NCBI's taxonomy places the organism in Eukaryota, Viridiplantae, Streptophyta, Magnoliopsida, Sapindales, Anacardiaceae.